Molecule: messenger RNA, 1273 nt
Organism: Mercenaria mercenaria
Lineage: Eukaryota; Metazoa; Mollusca; Bivalvia; Venerida; Veneridae
Exons: 5
Coding region: 1-789 (262 amino acids)
Source: RefSeq, a predicted model, not a curated record
AUGCUUGAUCACAUUGACGAUAUACAGUAUCAACAGAUAUCAUUAUCAUCUGGAGGUGCUGGAUCACCGAGAGUGGCAAGUGGAGACAGUGGAAUAGCAUCUGAUCAAGCAUCUUCAAGGUGGAGCUUAGUUUCAGACAUGUCAUUUCAACAAUCAGCAAAUCGCCUUUCAGUAUUUGAUGAGGAAAUGACUGAGGCUAAAACUCACAGGGAAGUGAGCUUCGAUCUCAUGACGCCAAGUUCGUCAACAGACGUCUUAGACGAACACAAAUGCGUAGAUGUGGAAUCAUUUCCGGCAGAAACAAACGAAAAGUCACAUCCAGUUGACACAAACAACAAAUCAAUCCCGGCAGACGCUAACGGCAAUUCAAUUAAGGUCUUAAAGCAAAACAUGAGCAAGGUGUACGUUCAUUUAAUACCAACUGACCCAACUAUUGACCUCUCAGCUGUGCUGGCAGAAUUGUUGAACUUGUCAUUGUCCUUGGCCCCUGAAAAUGUGAAGCUAGAGUUUGUUACGUCAGAUGCAUUCACUGGUUUCUCGUCUCGCAAUAUAUCUACAUCUUCCGAUAGUCAAAAUUCCGGGCGGAAUCGUUUCAAGUCAUCUAAUGAAUCGUUAAGUGUACUAGCAUUCAACAACUUGUCAAGGUUUGCUGUUGAAAACUCCGACAUUUCUGACGAAGACAACCGAUCUAUCAGACUAAUCUCCAGCUCUGAUAGUGAAACAAGCGUCAAACGGUAUCACUUAAAGCCAAUUAUUGAGAAAAGGUCCGUGGAAACACAAACCGAAUGAAAAGGGUACACGGUGAUGAUUUGGCAAAAGAAAGAGAUUCGUGUUUACCUUGAAAAGAGCCUCACUGAAUAAAUAGUGAAUAACUUUAAGAAGAUACAGAAAAAUCCCAUCCAUAUGGUGAUUUACACAGGAAGCGCUGAGUGCGGUUUGGUAAUGGCGAAGAGUUACUUGUUGAGAUAGGCAAAUUUAUAUGCACUCUUUUAUAAUCAAUUCUUUGGUGUGUGUGUAGUAGUAGUAGUUUUAUUUGGCACAAGUGUACAUAACAUGCCAAAUUUAAAACAAAUGACAAAUUGGUGCAUAAUGAUACAUAUAACAAUGGUGAAAUUGAUCAGACUAGAAAUAUGGCAUGACAUAGAUAAAUUAUAUGAAAUAAAUGCCACGUAAUGCUCACCAAUACCAGGGAUAACACAAAACAAGAGGAAAGGAUUCCCCUUAUUUCCAUUGUGUGUGUGUGUGUGUGUGUGUGCGUGUGCGUGUGCGUGUG